Molecule: messenger RNA, 2514 nt
Organism: Ipomoea triloba (trilobed morning glory)
Lineage: Eukaryota; Viridiplantae; Streptophyta; Magnoliopsida; Solanales; Convolvulaceae
Product: subtilisin-like protease SBT1.4
Exons: 1
Coding region: 11-2359 (782 amino acids)
Biological process (GO): proteolysis
Molecular function (GO): serine-type endopeptidase activity
Source: RefSeq, a predicted model, not a curated record
UCCGAUCUUCAUGGCUGUUCCUUCCCUGAUCCCUUCCUCCUUUCUCUUCAUAUUCUUAUUACUUUGUAGUCUCCUUUCGGUCUGCAGGGUUUCUUCUUCUACUGUUUCAGUAGAGGAGGAACCCGAGAGCUUUAUCGUUUUCAUGUCGAAAUCUAAGAAACCCCAGGCUUUCUCCACCCAUCAUCAGUGGUAUUCAUCCAUCAUUCAUACACUUUCCCCUCUCUCUAACCACUCAUCUGAGCUCUUGUACACCUAUGACCGUGUUGCCAAUGGUUUUUCUGCACGCCUCACGCCCUCCCAAGCCUCUGAACUCCGAAACGUUCCGGGCGUGAUCUCUGUCCUUCCGGAUCACAUCCACCAGCUCCAAACCACUCGUACCCCUCAAUUUUUAGGCUUAAGUGAUAGUGACCCAUCCGGUCUCUGGCAAAUCUCUGAUUACGGAGCUGAUAUUAUAGUGGGUGUUCUCGACACAGGAAUCUGGCCCGAAAGGGCUAGCUUCUCGGGCGAUGGUCUAUCUCCCAGGCCUGAUAGUUGGCUGAGCAAGUGCCAGGCGGGUGAAGAUUUUCCGGCGACUUCGUGUAAUAAUAAAAUCAUUGGCGCCCGUGUUUUUUACCAAGGCAACGUAGCUGCUACUGGAAAGGCAAUGGAUGAAUCAUCGUUAUCACCCAGAGAUACGAACGGGCAUGGCACACAUGUUGCCUCUACUGCAGCUGGAUCUAUUGCUCAAAACGCUAACCUUUUGGGAUACGCACCGGGGGAAGCCAGAGGCACGGCGGUAAAAGCCAAAAUAGCAGUUUACAAAGUUUGCCAUGACUCAGGCUGUUCCGAUUCCGAUAUUCUUGCUGCCAUAGAUGAAGCUGUUAAAGACGGUGUGGACGUGCUUUCGCUUUCGAUUGGUGGUGCCUCCUAUAGGCCGUACUCUGAGGACCCCAUUGCAAUUGGAGGUUUUGGUGCGGUGAAAAAUGGUGUGAACGUCGUGUGUGCUGCUGGAAAUGAUGGCCCCAAUGCAUAUACUGCUAGCAACAUCGCGCCAUGGAUUUUGACGGUUGGUGCUUCCACUAUUGAUAGGGAAUUCCCGGCUGUGGUCACACUAGGGGAUGGCAGGACCUUCAUUGGCACCUCCUUGUACUCCGGUGAACCACCCGGCGCAAACCUAGUUCCAGUUGUCUACGGCGGUGACGCCAACAGCGUUAACUGUCAUCCUGGCCAACUCGACGCUUCAAAAGUCAAUGGAAAGAUCGUGUUUUGUGAGGCUGAUGACGUUACUUCAGUUGUUGAUAAAGGAGUGGUGGUAAAAUUGGCUGGUGGGUUAGGAAUGAUCAUUCCUAACCCUCCUCCCUAUGGCUACGAGCUUGUGGCCAACGCUGAUAUGAUUCCCACGGCAGUCGUUACCGCACCGGACGGAGACAUAAUCCGGGAAUAUGUAAGGCCGUCUCCAUUGACAGCAACUGCUAAAAUCGAAUCCAAGGGAACAGUAACUUCUCCGUCUGCACCGCGUGUGGCCGCUUUCUCAAGCCGAGGCCCCAAUGUUUUGACUCCUGAAAUUCUGAAACCGGAUGUGAUUGCACCGGGAGUUAACAUUCUAGCGGCCUGGACUGGCGCACAAAGCCCCUCCCAAAGCAGCGCUGAUGAUAGAAGAACGGAAUUCAAUAUUAUCUCCGGCACCUCCAUGGCAUGUCCUCAUGUUAGUGGAUUAGCCGCCAUGCUGAAAAAGGUCCAUCCAAAUUUGAGCCCCGCUGCCAUUAAGUCUGCGCUCAUGACAACUUCUUACACUCGGGAUAAAUCCGGAAAUAGUCUCAUAGAUCUUUCCACUGGAAUACCAUCCGUGCCCUAUUAUCAUGGAUCCGGGCACGUUGAUCCAACCAAGGCAGCAGAUCCCGGUCUGGUCUAUGAUACCGGAAUUAAUGAUUAUGUGGAUUUUUUGUGUACCAUUGGGUAUGAUAGUCAGAAAAUUGCGUUGUUCCUGCGGGAUGCAGGUCCUCCGGUGGAUUGCAGCACGCGAAAGUUGGGUAAUCCCGGCUCUCUAAAUUACCCUUCAUUUUCCGUUGUUUUCAGUGAUAAUCUCCGGACUGUCACGUACAAGAGAACUGUUAAAAAUGUGGGGAAAAUCAAGAAUCCUGUUUAUAAUGUAGCAGUAGAUAUUCCUUCUGACGUUCUCGUGACUGUGUCACCAACCAGCCUGGUGUUUAGUGAGGGAAAUGAUAUACUAUCUUAUGAGGUAACUUUUACAAGCGUUACACCAGUUGCCACAGUAUUCGGGUCAUUAGCCUGGAGUGAUGGGACUCACGUCGUUAAUAGCCCAAUAGCUGUGAUGGAUUUGGCGGCAAAGGGUACGGUGGCUUUGCAGUCUGAAAUCUAAAUGUAUGCAUGAAUGGAUCUAGUUUGUAGCCCAUGUAAUAAAAUAAAGUAAUAUAUUCACGAAUAAAUGUAUGCAAUAAUGGGCUUAGUUCGUUCCUAUGUAGUCAAUGUAAUGAAACAAAUCUAUAUAUAAAUUGAAGUAUUAUGUCGGUCAAA